Molecule: messenger RNA, 3615 nt
Organism: Solanum stenotomum
Lineage: Eukaryota; Viridiplantae; Streptophyta; Magnoliopsida; Solanales; Solanaceae
Product: kinesin-like protein KIN-7D, mitochondrial
Exons: 25
Coding region: 91-3300 (1069 amino acids)
Biological process (GO): microtubule-based movement
Molecular function (GO): ATP binding; microtubule binding; microtubule motor activity
Source: RefSeq, a predicted model, not a curated record
CGGUUACACGCUCGCAUAUAUUGUUGCUUGACGUUAUCUUUGAUACCAAGUCAAGUAUUUGGUUAAUAUUAUUUUUUAUUUUUUCGGUCAAUGGCUGCUUCUUCGUCUAGAGGACGAAGUAGCUCGCCAUUUCAAUAUCGUAAACAAUCAACUCCAUUUUCGUCUUCAUCAUCUUCAAAUUCCUUCAUGAAUGGUGGUCGUCUUAUGCCUCGAUCAGUCUCUUCUUCAACUACAUCGUUUAUUGACUCUGGCUCUGGCUCCAGAUCCAUGACUCCCAGCCGGAACCGAACUGAUUUAGCUUAUUCACGAGCUCAUGGGAAUCGUUCGCCGGUUAAUUAUCCUUCGGCUGAGGAGUUGUUGGUUAAUGAGCCAGUGGAUGUGUCCAGAUCGGGAGAGAGUAUUUCUGUGACUGUUAGGUUUCGGCCAAUGAGUGAAAGAGAAUAUCAGAAAGGCGAUGAAAGUGCUUGGUAUGCAGACGGUGAUAAAAUUGUGCGCAAUGAGUAUAAUCCUGCAACAGCUUAUGCCUUUGAUAAAGUAUUUGGACCUGAUACAAGUACCCAGGAUGUUUAUGAAGUAGCUGCGCGACCCGUUGUCAAGGCUGCUAUGGAAGGCAUUAACGGCACAGUUUUUGCUUAUGGUGUUACAAGUAGUGGCAAGACGCACACUAUGCAUGGAGAUCAUAUUUCUCCAGGAAUAAUUCCAUUGGCAAUAAAGGAUGUUUUUAGCAUCAUUCAAGAUACUCCUGGAUGCGAGUUCUUACUUCGCGUAUCAUAUCUUGAAAUCUAUAAUGAGGUUAUCAAUGACUUGCUGGAUCCAACUGGCCAGAAUCUGCGUGUCAGGGAAGAUAAUCAGGGUACUUAUGUUGAAGGUAUAAAGGAAGAAGUUGUUUUGUCACCUGGGCAUGCACUUUCUUUCAUUGCUGCAGGGGAAGAGCAUCGACACGUUGGUUCAAACAAUUUCAACUUGUUUAGUAGCCGUAGUCACACAAUAUUUACCUUGAUGAUUGAAAGUAGUGCUCAUGGAGACGAAUAUGAUGGAGUGGUCUUCUCACAGCUUAACUUGAUUGAUUUAGCUGGAUCUGAGAGUUCUAAAACUGAAACAACGGGAUUGCGGAGAAAGGAAGGAUCAUAUAUCAACAAAAGUCUUCUGACUCUUGGAACUGUCAUUGGAAAAUUGAGUGAAGGGAAGUCAUCUCAUGUUCCUUAUCGGGAUUCUAAACUUACUCGGCUGCUCCAGACUUCACUGAGUGGGCAUGGACAUGUCUCUCUCAUAUGUACUGUUACUCCUGCAUCAAGCAAUAUGGAGGAAACACACAAUACACUGAAGUUUGCAAGCAGGGCUAAACGUGUGGAGAUUUAUGCAUCACGCAACAAGAUUAUUGAUGAGAAAUCCCUGAUUAAGAAAUAUCAAAGGGAAAUAUCAUGUCUCAAAGAAGAGCUUGAUCAACUAAGAAGUGGGAUGCUUGUCGGUGUUAAUCCUGUAGAACUUAUGACUUUGAAACAGCAGUUGGAAGAAGGGCAAGUGAAAAUGCAAUCAAGAUUGGAAGAGGAGGAGGAAGCCAAGGCAGCUUUAAUGAGCCGGAUACAGAGGCUAACUAAACUGAUCCUUGUUUCUUCAAAGAAUUCAAUCCCUGGGUAUUUGGGUGAUGUUGCUGGGCAUCAGAGGAGCCAUUCUCCUUCUGAAGAAGAUAAGAUGGAUAGUUCUAUGCUAAUAGAUGGCGGGAAUCAGAAAGACCCUUCAGCAGAUACUUCUGAUCCCAAACACAGAAGAUCUUCUAGCAAGUGGAAUGAUGAUAUAUCUCAGGUUGGGAAUGCAAUCACUGAAUCAGCUCAGGAAGGAAUUUCAAUGUCAGAUCAGAUGGACCUCCUAGUUGAGCAAGUCAAGAUGCUUGCUGGAGAGAUUGCCUUCAGCACCAGUACAUUGAAACGCCUGGUUGAGCAGUCUGUUAAUGACCCCGAGAGUUCGCAAACACAAAUUCAAAAUUUAGAGUGUGAAAUUCAAGAAAAGAGAAAGCAAAUGAGGAUGUUGGAACAACAUAUUGUUGAAAGUGGUAAAGCAUCUGUUGCAAAUGCAUCCUUCGUCGAAAUGCAGCAGACUUUGAUGAAAUUGAUGACACAAUGUAGUGAGCAGAGUUUUGAGCUUGAGAUCAAAUCUGCAGAUAAUCGGAUUCUCCAGGAACAGCUGCAGAACAAGUGCUUAGAGAACAAGGAACUACAAGAAAAGAUUUGUCGUCUUGAACAGCAGCUAGCUGCAUUCAAGGCAAAACAAGCGUAUCCCUCAUCAGAAAGAUGUGUAUCUGAUGAAUAUACUGAUGAGCUUAGAAGGAAAAUUCAGUCCCAGGAUGUUGAGAAUGACAAGCUUAAGCUGGAACAUAUUCAACUUGCGGAGGAGAACAGUGGGCUGCAUGUGCAGAACCAGAAAUUGUCAGAGGAAGCUUCAUACGCAAAAGAAUUAGCUUCUGCUGCUGCUGUUGAACUGAAAAAUUUAGCUGCUGAAGUCACAAAGCUCUCAUUACAGAAUGCAAAACUGGAGAAAGAAUUGUUGGCUGCUCGAGAGAUGUCGAGCUCUAGGAGUUCCAAUGCACAAGCUGGUAACGUUAGUAGCAGAAAGCAUGGUGAAAACUUAAGACCAGGGCGUAGAGGCCGGGUUUCUGGCCGAGUAAGUGAAGUUUCAGGAGUGAUUCAUGAUGACUUCGACACAUGGGACCUAGAUCCUAAAGAUCUAAAGAUGGAGUUGCAAGCAAGAAAACAACGUGAAGCAGUUCUUGAGGCUGCGUUGGUUGACAAGGAGAUUGUGGAAGAUGAGUACAGGAAAAAAGUAGAGGAGGGAAAGAAAAGGGAGGCUUCUUUGGAAAAUGAUUUGGCAAAUAUGUGGGUGCUUGUUGCUCAACUAAAGAAAGAGAAUAGUGCUAGGCAAGACUUGAAACUGGCAGCUGACUGGCAAUUAGGUGGAGAAGGCAAUAUGAUGAAUCCAGAAAUUAAUGUUGGUGACAACAAGGACCUCAUCUCUGAUGUUAGCCAAGACGGGGUUCAUACAAAUGCAGCUACUGAGAUUCUGAAGGAAGAACCUCUGGUUGCCCACUUGAAGGCUCGGAUGCAAGAAAUGAAGGAAAAAGAACACAGGCACUUGGGCAAUGGUGAUGCAAAUUCACAUAUAUGCAAAGUGUGUUUUGAGUCACCUACUGCUGCAAUGCUUCUUCCUUGCCGACAUUUUUGUUUGUGCAAGUCUUGUUCCCUGGCUUGCAUUGAGUGUCCAAUCUGUCGGACAAAAAUUGUAGAUAGGAUUUUUGCUUUUACUUGACUUUGCACUUCAAUUGCAUGGAAUUAUGGUGCACAAAAAGGAGUUCAUUUAUUCUUGUCAACUUGCCAUUUUCUAUUAUAUUCUUUUAUUAGUUCAACUGUAUGUAAAUUUCCGGCUACCCAAUUCAAAUGCUAUAUCAUUUUUUACAAUGUACUUAACCAAGGUCUAUUAAACAAGAAGACGCAAAACAACAGAGGAAGUGACGCAAAUUAGUAAAUCUGAAGUUCUCAAGGAGUUGCUAUAUGAUCCAUCUCCUUGACCUUUAAAUGUAGUGUAUAGAACAGAUGUGUAAUACAAAAUGUCAUGUUAAUGUUG